Messenger RNA from Homarus americanus (American lobster), 1653 nucleotides. Its product is annotated as translation initiation factor IF-2-like. The transcript has a single exon. The record is from RefSeq and is a predicted model, not a curated record. Lineage: Eukaryota; Metazoa; Arthropoda; Malacostraca; Decapoda; Nephropidae. The coding region runs from base 1 to 1653 and encodes 550 amino acids.
AUGCCUGGGCAGGCUCAGGGUCAACAUGCCCAGGCAGCAACAGGUCAACAAGCCUGGGGCAGGGCUGGGUCACAGGCCAGCCUACAGGUCAUCAAGGCCAGGCACAGGCUGGGUCUGGGGCACGUCUGGGCCAGGUCACAUAGCUGCUAUGCCCACAACAGGCCAGCAGGCAGGUCAACAUGCCUGGGCUAUGUCAGGUCAUGCCGGGCAGGCUCAGGCCACACAUGCCCUGCUAGGCUAGGCCAACAUGCCGGCAGCAUCAGGUCAACAUGCCUGGGCAGGCCAGGCCGGGGUCAUGCCCAGGAGGCCAGGCUGGCCAUGCCUGGGCAGGCCAGGGCCGUCAUGCCGGGCAGGCCAGGCUGGGUCAUGCCAGGCAGGCUCAGGUCAUCAUGUGGGCAGGCCAGGGCUCUCCAAGACCAGGCCGGGCUACGCCUGGGCACUGGGUCAAAGUGUUAUGCUCAGGCUGGGCCAUGCCUAGGCAGGCUCAGGUUGGCCAAGGCUCUGGGCAGGUUAGGGUCAUUACACCUGGGGCAGCCAGGCUCGGUCAUGCCAGGAGCCAGGCCAACAUGCUCAGGCAGGCCUGUGGGCCAUACUGGGCAGGUCAGGCUGGGCCAUGCCCAGCAGGGGUCAGGCUGGCCAUGCCAGGCAGCAUCAGGCUGGGCCACAGGGCAGGCCAGGCUGGGUCAUGCCUGGGCAGGCCAGGCUGGGCCAUGCCUGGGCAGGCCAGGCUGGGCCAUGCCAGGCAGGCCAGGCUGGGCCAUGCCUGGGCAGGCUCAGGGCCGGGUCAUGCCUGGGGCAGGCCAGGCCAGUCAUGUCAGGGCAGGCCAGGCUGGGCCAUGCCUGGGCAGGUCAGGCUGGCCAUGCCAGGCAGGUCAGGGCUGGGCCAUGCCUUGGGCAGGUCAGGGGUCUAUGCCUGGGCAGGCCAGGUCAGUCAUGCUCCAGGCAGGCUCAGGCCGGGCUCAAGGCCUGGGGCAGGCCAGGCUGGGCCAUGCCAGGCAGGCUCAGGGCAGUCAAGGCCUGGGCAGGCCAGGCCGGGGUCAAUGCCUGGGCAGGCCAGGCUGGGGUCACACCUGGGCAGGUCAGGCCUGGGCUCAUGCUCUGGGCAGGCCAGGUCAACAUGUGCCUGGGGUGGAGGCCUGCACAACAAGGCCUGGGGCAGGUCAGGCUGGGCCUGUCUGGGCAGGCCAGGGCUGGGCUGUCUGGGCAGGCCAGGUCAACAUGCCCAACAGGUCAGGCUGGGCUCACAUCUGGGCGCAGGCCAGGGCUGGGCCAUGCCCUGGGCAGGCCAGGCUGGGUCAAGGCCUGGGCAGGCCAGGCUGGGCCAUGCCAGGCAGGCCAGGCCGGGCUCAUGCCCACAGGUCAGGGCUGGGCCAUGCCUGGGCAGGCCAGGCUGGGCCAUGCCUGGGCAGGCCAGGGGUCAAUGCCCGGGGCAGGCCAGGCUGGGCCAUGUUAGCAGGUCAGGCUGGGCUGCAUGCCUGGGCAGGCCAGGCUGGGCUCAUGCCUGGGCAGGCUAGGCUGGGCCAUGCCUGGGCAGGUCAGGCUGGGCCAUGCCGGCAGGCCAGGGGUCAGGCUUCAUGCCUGGGGCAGGUCAGGCUGCCUAGCAGGUCAAUAUGCCUGGGCAGGCCAGGCUGGGCCAUGCUCUGGGCAGGUUAG